Symbiodinium sp. CCMP2592 is the source of this 1053-nucleotide messenger RNA. The record is from the annotation of a GenBank genome assembly. Lineage: Eukaryota; Dinophyceae; Suessiales; Symbiodiniaceae.
AUGCCACUGCUGGCCGGUGACAAGAAGGCCCAGGCGCUGGCAAGCUACCUGGCGGUGCACGUCAAAGUGCUGCAGGAAGACCGAAAGGCCAUUGAGAAUCUCCCGAAGUCUUUGAGGGAGGUCGCCGCGCUGUACGGCGAGGUGGGUGACAAAAGGGAGCAGGAGGAUGUGAUGAAGGACAUUUUGGAGUUCCACCUCGCCAACGGCCAGAGGGAAGAGGCUGUGAAGGUGGAGCAAGAGAUCCGGGAUCAGGUGAAGGGCAACAAGAAGGAGGAGCCUCCCUGCCUCCUCCGCCUUGCGGCCGUCUUCUACUCCAUGAGCGCCAUGGAGGGGGCCCGGACCCUCGUUGAGGAGGCUGUUGCAGGCUUCGGUGCAAGCGGAGACAAGGCUGGCAGCGUGACGGCCCUGCGCUCCAUGGCUAUGCUGUAUCUCUCGCAGCAGAAGUUUGACGAAGCCUUGCAGGCUUUGGAGAAGGCCGUCCAGGGCACAGGGACGGAGAAGGCCAGCAUCCAGUAUGGCAUCUCACAGGUCUACGCCGCCAUGGGCGGCAAAGGCGUUAGCAGCGCCGUGGAUGCCCUGAAGAAAGCCCGGACCUUCAUGAAGGAGGACGGGAACAAGGAUGGUGAGCUGGAAGUUCUGCAGAUUAUGUCUGAGCUCAUGCUCAGCAAGCAGCAGGGCUCCGAUGCAGUGGCCACCGGCCAGGAGGCCUUGGCGGUGGUGCAGGCUACCGGCGAUCAGUCCAAGGAGGCAGCCGCUCUCUUGCGCCUGGUGGGCGCCUGCCUCUCCUCGCAGAACGAUGGCGAGGCCCUCAAGUAUGCCGAGCAGGCUGAAGAAAAGGCACCAUGGGCCGAGCCUGUGGGUUGGGUGUGUCGAGCAUGUGUAGAGUCAGUGUUGAGGUUGUCCCAAAGAUGCGAGUUGAUUCUUCCCAGCUUCAGCCCUGAUUUCAGCAGCACCUGGGUGUCGGAUGGGACCUGGGGAGCUUGGCGAUCGGCCGAUCUGUACGGGUGUGGCGAGUUGCUGGGCCAGCUGCACCAACUGACGCCUGAAGACUGA